This is a messenger RNA of Arachis stenosperma, 2328 nucleotides long. RefSeq names its product cation/H(+) antiporter 4-like. Gene Ontology annotation, cellular component: membrane; endomembrane system. The coding region runs from base 1 to 2328 and encodes 775 amino acids. The transcript is spliced from 3 exons. The record is from RefSeq and is a predicted model, not a curated record. NCBI's taxonomy places the organism in Eukaryota, Viridiplantae, Streptophyta, Magnoliopsida, Fabales, Fabaceae. Gene Ontology annotation, biological process: regulation of pH; proton transmembrane transport. Gene Ontology annotation, molecular function: antiporter activity.
AUGGCAGAGUUUGCAAAGGAGAAUUUGUUCGACAAUGUUAAGCAACUGGAUAAUAACACCUACCGAGUUUGCUUCAAAGCUCCACCCAGGAUUGUUUCAGAUGGCAUUUGGGGUGGCCAAAAAAAUGGCAGGAAACCGAUGAAAUCCUUUCUGCCAUUGUUUGAGUUGCAAGUGCUUAUAAUUUUUGUCGUCACACAAAUCUGCCACUUUUUUUUCAAGCGAUUGCGACUCCCUUUUCUUGUUUCCCAAAUCAUGGCUGGCAUUAUUAUAGGAAUUUCAAUUCAAGAAGAACCAACACGUGAUUUGAUGGCGAAGUUGUUUCCAUUUGGAAGUCACGACGUUAUUUCUACAAUAUCAUCAAUUGGUUUUGUUCUUUUCAUCUUCAUAAACGGAGUUGAAAUGGAUUUCUCCAUGAUAACAAGGACAGGGAAAAAGGCAUGGACACUGGCCACAAUUGGAUUAGUACUACCAACAAUGAUUGGUUACCCACUUCUACAAUACAUCCUCACUAAAAAACCAGAUCUUAAUUCAAUGAGAACAGAUCUCAUGGUUUCAUCCGCAUUGCACAAUCUGGUUUCAUUUGCAGUCAUUUACAAAACCCUCAACGGGCUCCAAAUGCAAAACUCGGAACUCGGAAGAUUGGCAUUGUCCACAGCAUUGUCAAGUGACAUACUAAGCACCACCAUGGCAUGCGUCAUCAAGGCUGCAAUGGCAAAUGGGACAAAGGCUAAAAUGUUAAACUCGUUCUAUUUGAUCGCCUUUGUUACCCUUAUUCCAUUGGUUUUUCGACCAAUAAUGUUUUGGGUCAUAAAAAACACACCAGAAGGAAGGCCAGUGAGCAAUGGUGUUGUUUACCUCAUCAUCUUAAUGGUGUUUGGUUUGGGAUGGAUUUCCAUCAAUAUAAAUCAAGAUUUUCUACUUGGAGCUUUCAUAUUAGGCUUAGCUGUGCCCGAAGGGCCUCCUUUAGGAUCAACAUUGGUCAAGAAGCUUCGAUUUUUUGGCAACUGGUUCUUUCUGCCAAUCUUUGUGGCCACGUGCACUAUGAAGGCUAAUUUUUCAUUUAAUCACCGACCAAAUGUGGUUAUAGCUACAUCUCUUGUGGCACUACUAACCCACGUUGUGAAAACACUCGCAAUCUUUUUACCUGCCUUGUGGUGCAAACUUCCAGUGAGCGAUGCUUUGUCUCUUGCCCUUAUUUUGAAUAGCAAAGGAGAAAUGGAAGUUGGAUUGUCCAGCUCCCAGUUUGAUAAUAAGAUGAUUGGUGGGCACACAUAUGGAACAAUGAUGAUAAGCAUAAUGGUGACAGCAAGCAUUGUUCAAUGGUCUGUAAAGUCUCUGUAUGAUCCUUCAAGAAAAUAUGCUGGCUACCAAAAAAGAAACCUGAUGGACAUGAAACCCGAUUCUGAAUUGAGAAUACUCACCUGCAUUCACAAAAAGAGCCACAUAGUACCCAUAACCAACGUCAUUGACCUCUUUUUUCCAUCACUAGAAAACCCAAUGACGGUUGAUGUCUUGCAUCUAAUAGAGCUCGUUGGUCGCUCCUUACCCGUCUUUGUCUCCCACCGUCACCAAAGGGUUAAAUCAAGCCACAAGGCAUACUCAGAUGACGUCAUCAUCGCUUUCGAUGUUUACGAGCAUGACAAUGCAGGUGCCGUCAUAGUCAACACUUAUACUUCAAUAUCCCUACCAACCCUCAUGCAUGAAGACGUUUGCAACCUCGCGUUGGACAAAGUGGCAUCCAUGGUGAUCCUUCCGUUUCAUCAAAGAUGGUCCAUUGAUGGCGCAAUCGAAUGCGAUGACAAGAACAUGAGGGCCUUAAAUAAAAAGGUCCUAGACAUUGCUCCAUGCACAGUUGGAAUCCUAGUCAGCAGAGGUCAACACUCCAUAAAAGAGUCACAUACUCGAUUGGCGGUUAUUUAUUUGGGUGGAACAGAUGAUGGAGAAGCCUUGUGCAUAGCAAGACGAGCAAUCAAGAACCCGAGGGUGCGCUUAGUUGUGUACAGACUUGUCCACAAACACUAUACGCCGCACUGUAACGACGACUUGGAAGAUUUUAUGGUCACGUGCAAUGCCAUUGGAAACGUGUGCUGUACGGAUGUUACAGUAGAGGAAGGAUCCAAGACAGCAUGUUUCUUGCGUGACAUAGUGAAUGAGCAUGACUUGUUCAUAGUUGGUAGAAGGCACGAGCUUGAGUUGCCUCAAUUAGAGGGACUUACAAGUUGGAGUGAAUUUCUAGAGUUAGGUGUCAUCGGUGAUUUUCUUGCCUCACCAGAUUUCGGUAGCCGUGCAUCUAUUUUAGUCGUGCAACAACAAGUCUCCAAGACCUAA